Ochotona princeps (American pika) is the source of this 1518-nucleotide messenger RNA. It is a transcript of the gene TCEAL4, whose product is annotated as transcription elongation factor A like 4. The transcript has 3 exons. The record is from RefSeq and is a predicted model, not a curated record. NCBI's taxonomy places the organism in Eukaryota, Metazoa, Chordata, Mammalia, Lagomorpha, Ochotonidae. Bases 323 to 904 code for a protein of 193 amino acids.
CGCAGGGCAGAAGUGAGCUGCAGUUUGGGUGUCAGCCCUCCUUGCCCACAGUCGGAUCUUGUAGCUGUAUUCUCCAUUACCUGGGCUGCUGAUUGUCCUCUGGCUUUUUUCCAGGUCAGUGAAAGGACAAAGUGGGCGGGAGGCCACGGAGCGCGCAGCUCCUGCCCCUGUGCCCUGCCUGCAGGUCUGCGCGUCAUUGGUUCCCAGUACCUCUUGAAGCCGGAGAGCAGGAGCAGCCUGUGAGGACCCCCUGCAGGUCAGUGGCAAGGGGAGGCCUGGAGGAGACCCAGAAGGGUCGCUGGAGAAAGAAGGUCGUCUCACCAUGGAAACUCUGUACACUGAGGACGAAGGCAUGCCUUCCAACCAAGGAAUGACUGAAAGCAGACAGCCACAGGCUUCGGGAAAUCCAGAGGCAGCUGGUACUCCGGAAGACAAGGACAAACUCGGGAAUAAGGGAAAGACUGAAGUUAAGCAAAUGCUCCUGGAUAAGGGGAAGCCUGAGAGUGAGGGAAAGGCCAAGGAAGGGGAGCCGGGGAGUGAGGGAACCGCAAAAGAGAAGGGUUCCGCAAAGCUGGAGCCAGAGCCCAGGGCUGCAGAAAAGCGCCCGGCCGAGGACGAUGUACCCAGGAAAGCCAAAAGAAAAACCAACAAGGGGCUGGCUCAGUAUCUCAAGGAGUACAAAGAGUCCAUACACAAUAUGAAUUUCAGCAAUGAGGACAUGAUAAGAGAAUUCGACAACAUGGCUAGGGUGGAGGAUGAAAGGAGAAAAUGCAGACAGAAACUGGGAGCUUUUGUGUGGAUGCAAAAAAAUUUGCAGGACCCCUUCUACCCAAGGGCUCCAAUGGAUUUCAGGGGUGGCUGCAAGGCCCCACGAAGGGACCUUGAAGACAUUCCUUAUGUGUAGUGCCCCUACAGCCAUUGUCAAGUCCUGUCCUUUAACCUUAUGCUAAUUAUCAGCUUUAGAUAUACUACCUAUUACCAAUAUCCUGUUCAACCCAAGUGCAGUGUUAUAAAAUGCAGUAACAAAUUUUCAUUGAUCGCAUUGUGAAAAAUGUUUAUAGUGUGUUGUAAAACAAAAAGUCACACAUGCAUACAACAUGCAAAAUCAUAUAUAGCAUCAGUCCAAUUUUGCAAAACUACAAAGAUUAAUUUGCCUAGUCAUGUGUAUAAAGCAACUCUUAAGUUUCACUCACUAGAGCAUUAACAGUAGUUAUCUGUGGGUGAUGAUUUUAUCAUAUCCUUUUAUGUUUAUCUGUGUAGUUUGUCCUAAAAUAAUUACUUUUGUGCUAAAAUAAUAAGAAAGUAGAAAAUAUAUAACCAAGCAAAAGUAGUGUCCAGUGACUUUAGCAAGCCAGUGGAGAUACUUAAAAUUAUUGUUGUCAGAACAUAAAAUCUGUAGGGAACUGUCGCCUUAUUUCUGGGACUUAAAGAUGGAGGAAUCAGCUCCUUUGCUACAGGAGCAGACUUGUCGUCUGGGACCUGAGGAUGAAACUUGCCUCCUGGGACUGUGGAGAACAU